CCCACCUCCAGGCGCGAGUGGACGCCAGGAUUCCCGUCUCCUCGCGACUUGGCCACCCCGCGCCGUGACUCGGCCUGGCACUGAGCCGCGGGUGGAGGCUGUGUCCCUGCAGUUCUGCCUUCGUAGUUCUCUGCCUUUGCCCAAAAGCUGUAGAAAAUGAACAAAUCCCAGGGAUCGGUCUCAUUCACGGAUGUGACUGUAGACUUUACCCAGGAGGAAUGGGAGCAACUGGACCCCUCUCAGAGGAUCCUGUACAUGGAUGUGAUGCUGGAGAAUUAUAGCAACUUACUUUCAGUGGAAGUGUGGAAGGCCGAUGACCAGAUGGAGAGGGACCACAGAAACCCAGAUGAGCAGGCGAGGCAAUUUCUAAUCCUCAAGAGCCAAACCCCAGUGGAGGAAAGAGAACACCUCAUAUUCUGCGAGGCAAAGAAAGAUGAGGGAAAACGCUGAAAGAAAUGCAGAAGGGAGCCCAGUUCAUUCCUGCCAAGAGGCCAGAUUCCAGCCACCCAGUAGAUGACUUGGCUCAAGCAAAGCUGUUCAACACCAGGAGCUCCUGCCCUGGAAAGGCUGCAGCACACUCACCGUUGUACUUGGUCUUGCCCCAGCCUGUGGUGACACAGAGGGAGCCCGCAGGAAAGUCGUCCUCAGCGUUGGGCAGGCAGACCGCCGACACGGUUUGGGAGAAGCGGGCGGGCGUGGCCAGCUUCAGCAGGGUGAUGUCAUUGCGGACGGUGAGCAGGCUGAACUUGGGGUUCUUGAAGACCUGUGGGUGAGGGUCAGAACAACUGGCUGAGGGCCUGGCAUGAGUCAGGGGUCUGCGGGUUUCAAGGAAACAAACUUUUCCUGAUGGUCCUUUCAAGGGAAACAAACCCACAGGAGCCCUGAAUGAAGAUUCUGAGACUGGCCCCACCCCCUCGGCUCCUGUUCCUCAAGCCUUCCAGGGUUCUUUCCUUCCUCCUGCACCCCCAGCCUCCCAGCUGAACCCCCGCCACCCAGCCAUCCAGCAGGUCCUGGGUGUACCUGAGCAAUCUUAAGGACUUGGAUGUCCUCAGCAUCUGAACCCUGGUCAAACUCCCCGGCCACGACCUGGUCGGUGGUCCUAGAUAGAGCAUGUGGGGGUGGGGGUUGAGGGCCAGAAAUGCACCCUACUCCCCCAGCGCCAACAAGCUGGAAUUAGAGCCUGAGCCCACCCAGGCCUCACCUGACCCCGCAGUGGGCAGCAGUGACCACCCAGUUCUCGCUGAUGAGGGAGCCCCCACAGAAGUGGGAGCCGGUGCUGUCCUGGGGAGAGAGGUGGGGAAGGUCAGCCACACCCUCCCUGGGCAGCAUGCCCCCAGCCCAGCCAAUACCACAGGUGCCCCCUACACAUUCUCAGAAUCCCUCCUCACCUGCAGGGACACCUGCCAGGGCCAGGAGCCAGGGACAGCGUCCUCCCCAUUGACAAUCCUGGACAGGCCACUCAGCACAGGUUGGAUGGUGGGGACUCCACAGCCUGGGAAGGGGGCAAGAGGAAGGGCUGAGCCCAGGAGCCAGUGGGGCCUCACUUGGAGAAUCUGGGUCCCUAGGUCAGCAGCCCACACCACAGGGCCCCACUGCAUAGCUCCCACGUCCUCCAGGCUCAAGGACCCCCUAGACGCAGCCCACUGACCCCAGGCAUCUUUCCAGGGCUGCAGAGGGCCCAGGGCCCGCCCUUACCUGGGGCCCCUUGUCUGAAGGUGCAGAAAACAGCAGGGAAGCCUGACUGCCCAGCUCAGCUCCUAGGCCUAUCCCUUCCUUCCUGUGUGAACUCAGAAGGGUAGCUGCAUCUCCCCAAUCCUCAGUUUCCUCUGCUGUAAAGUGGGGAACAGAACAAUGCCAACUUCACAGGCCAGAGCUCCUCCAUUAGAUUGAAGCCCCCAAGUACUGGCAAGUCUGGGAAGAAUCUGGAACUCUUACACUUGGCUUACACUUGGCUGACGGGUGUGCAAAAUGGUGCCAUAGUCUAUUUCUUUGAUAAUUCACAAUUUAAGGAACAAUUAAUAAAAAGAAAAAAAAAUUUUUUUCUUUUUAUUCAUUGUAUAAAGUUUUAGUUUCUCAAUUAUUUAAUAAAACACGACUUUAAUUCCAUACCAUAAAAGGCAGUGAGGAAACAAAUUGCUUUAAUUUUAUCAAAACAACGAGAAGAGGACAAAAAGUUCUCGUUGCCGUCGAGCUGAUUCCGACUCAUAGCAACCCAAAGGACAGAGUAGAACUGCCCCAUAGGGUUUCCAAGGAAUGCCUGGUGGACUGGAACUGCUGAGCUUUCGGUUAGCAGCUGUAGCCUUUAACCACUAUACCACCAGAGUUCCCGAGAAGAGGACAGGUGUACUUAAUAUAUCUGACUUCUUAGCACCUGUACACAGGUUCUUCGAUUUGGCAAUACCAAGGCAAGUUGAGCAGGUGCAGCCACUAUAAGCAACCAUGACACAUGUAGAGGCAUCACACCUUGCUACAGCCUCGUGCCUCCUACUCCUGCCCACGAGGGCACUGUUAACCCCACACGCAAAUUUAUUUUUUGUAAUAGCAAAAAUAAAUUAGAAAUAGUGGUGUAGUAACCUGACAGAGUGACUUACAGUGAUUAAAGUCAAUGAUAAAAUAUGCUGGGAAAAACCACAUUGUAAAACUGACACAGGGUACCAUUUACAUAUAUUUAUUAAAUAUCAAAAAUUACGUGCAUUCCUUAUGAAUUUAUAAAUAUGUACUAAGUUUAUUUUAAAAACCCGCAUAGAAACAUUGCCCAGCAAAUUGAGAAUAGGGUUAACCUCCAAGGAGGGAGAAGGGGAGCUUCAGCUGAACCUGUUUUAUUGUUUAAAAAGAAACAGCUGAGGCAAAUCUACCAAAAAUACUCGCUCAUUUCUGGUGGUGAGUACCUGGGUGUUACAGGAUUUUCUGUAUUCGCUAGUUCAUAGUUAAAGUACCGUGAGCAGCAUGCUUAGCAAUAACAGCCAGUGUCCGGCACAAGCAGCAGGUACAAGCCUGGGGAGGUCUGCAGUCACCCCUCACCCUGCCCACGGCGCUCACGGCCUGAGCACCUCGGAGCUGCAGACCUGCGGGGCCCAGACUUGUCUUCUCAACUCCCCAGAACAGGGUGUGAGGGCUCCGAGGUCGCAAAAGGACCCCACUCCUUCCUGCAGCUUCAAGUUGCCUUGCCAGGAAGUGACCCAACGGUGCAGAGAAAGGGGGUCCACAGGCUCUCUUGGCCAGGCCCCUCCAGCCCCUGUGAUGGGGCCUGGCUUCAGGCCCACCCAGGGCUCCGGCCCCUACUCCCCAGCCUCCUCCCUAGCCAGCGGCACUGACCAAAGGCGGCCCCCAUGAGGGCGAAGCAGGAGAGGAGCCAGAGAAAGGCCAUGAUGCUGCAGUCAGGAGAUGUGGAGCUUGCCUGCUGUGCGGCCCCUUUUUCAUCCCCUCCAGGCUCCCAGGCCCCGCCCAACCCCUCUGGCCCUGCCCAGCCAGGGGAGCCUGAGAGCCACCCUCCCUGUUAUCCAGGGACCUUGGGUGAUAAGCAGGUACCAAGUCCUUCUCACAGCCGGGCCUGGCUCUCAGCCUGGGACACCUCAGCCCCUGGGAAACAGGAAGCUGCCCUGGCCCAACAAUGCUGUGAACCUUGGCAGCACCAGGCAUACCCAGGGCACAGGCAAGGCCAGUGGCCAGGGUGAGAGCUCAGCUGACGGAGCCCAGCUCUUUGCAGUCUGCUGGGAGGCAGGGCAGGGACUCCAGUUCCCAGUAGCACAGGGAGGGAUCCUGGCUCCUCAAUUAAAGCAAUCCCACCCCAGGUUCAAAGAAUUUAGCUGGUCUUUUCCGGAAGGAGCUUGGAGUUUCAUAGUCCUAAGGCCCCCAGUACCAUGAACGUCCGCUAUAGGUUCUCAGCAAGGAGUGUUUUCAGAGUUCAGUAUUCAUCUACAGGAAAAGUAUGCAAGUGUUUUCUGGAGUGCCCAGGGGGUCCCUCAUAGCGCAGCCCAGACAAGCAGGUUUGGGGCUUGCAUCUGAGCUGUGUCCACAACCCCAUAACUGUUCGGAAAUUGCCCAGAUGGGGGUUGUUAACAGCUAAUGGUUGACAAACCCGUUCACAGACCCACCCACAUCUGCUGUGAGCUCAACUGAAUUCUCUUUUCUGUGAUAGUUUACAAUUUAAAUGAAUUCAUUGUAUAAAGUUUUAUUAUAAGAUGGAACUUCGAUUCCACACCAUAAAAGGACACACUAAGGAAACUACUUGUCACGGAACAAUGAGAAAAGGAUAGGUGUAGGAGAUUUGCCAAUGACUCACUUGCAUAGGUGGGGACCAAGGAUUUCCCAGCAAUCUGUAUAGGCUCCUAUGCUUGCUCUUCUGGGCCAGGUACUGUGUAGGCACUCAUGAACACAGCUGACAUCAUGGGGCUGAGAUUCCAGUACAGACAAUGAACAAAUAAUACAAUAUUGUACAGUAUAAUCAAUAUCAUGCAAUAAAUACAAUAAGCUGGGAUAAGGCAUGGGGAGCAAUGGGGAUGGCCUGCUGUUCUAGAUCUGGACAGAGCUGUCAGCGAAAGCCUCUGUGAUGAGAUAGUUUGAAAAGAAAAACACAGUGGGGGAACUGAGUCUUCAUCUAAGGCCUUCAGGGCCACAGUCACUGUGGGAGAAGGGAGUCAGGGUGAGCAAAACAAUGGCACCGGUCUUAUUAAAUUAAUACCCUUGAUUUGAACUUGAUUGGUUUUGAAGUUUUGUCUUUAAUUUAUAAAUAGGUUUUGUUUUAGAGUUGUACGUUCUCAGUGGAGGAGAUAAUCAAAAACUUUAACUACCGGUUGAGCAGGGGCCUGACCCUUGGGAACAGUGCCUAUACCCUGGCUGGGGCAGAGUCCUGGAGACCUGGGACCUUGUUCUGUGGGGAGGUCCAGAAUCCCAGAGGAAGGGUGAUAUAGAGAGCUGGGAGAGUGGCUGUUUACUAACUGGUAUGGAAGCUUCUUGAUAUUUUAACAGCCUCUGUGGCCACCCAGGGGUAUCCCACAGGCCUGGUUAUGAACAUAAGGAAUUCAUAUUUAAGUUUCAGGCCAGGGGUAAUUUGUUGAAAUAUCAACAUUUGCUGGUUAGGUUUAUUUUAUUUAUUUUUGGUGGUGGUGGUAGUUUUUUUCCUUUAUCAACUCUAAACAAACAGCCAAGCCAUUUGUAUUUUCCUCCUCUCAGGGAUUCUUCCUGAGCAAAAGCAGAGGCGGCCUAAAGUCAACCAGCCUGAAGUCUUUAGGUCUGCUGUGAAAGCUAAACUCAUGGCAGACUAGAGUCCAGGGAGCAAUGUGGAGAGAGGGGAGGGGAAGCUUCCUGUCUACAAAGAGAUGACAGCUGGAGAGGGUAAGGGAAACUGGGUAACAUUUGUGUUUAUUUGCCAAUGUGCUUUUUACUUCGAGUAAUUCCUUUUUGCCCCCAGCCCACCCCAUAUUCAAACUAGACCAUGAGGUGAGACUCCUUAGGAGCAGGAUGAUAAUUUUGUUACAAGAGAGUGACAGCCAUUGCCACUUCCCACAGCCAUCUCCCCUUUUUUGACCACAGGGGGUUCUGAUGGGGGAUCGCCCCUCCCCAGCCCCCAGGGGAGAACUCUGAUGAAUCCAAGCCCACAGAGGCAAAGAGAGAUGAGGAGAGCCCACUCCUAACCUCUCUGCAGGCUCUAACCUCUCUGUGAGGCUGUGGUGCUUUGGCAGCCAUCUUGAGAGUAUAGGAAAAGCAAAAGAAAGAGAUCCUAACCUAGAACUACAAUAUUACUGAGCUGCUGAGCAGACACCCCCAAUGUCUUACCUCUGAAUCUCUGGUGUGUGAUAAGAACAAAUCCCUGUUGUCUUAAAUGCUAGCAGGCAGCCAUCUAAGAUGCAUCAAUUGGUCUCAACCCACCUGGAGCAAAGGAGAAUGAAGAACACCAAGGACACAAGGUAAUUACAAGUGCAGGAGACAGAAAGGGCCACACAUACAUCAGCCUGAGACCAGAAGAACUAGAUGGUGCCCAGCUACAACCGAUGACUGCCCCGACAGGGAACACAGCAGAGAACCCCUCAAAGAGCAGGAGAGCAGUGGGAUACAGACCUUAAAUUCUCAUAAAAAGACCAGGCUUAAUGGUCUGAUCGAGACUAGAAGGACCCCAGAGGUCAUGGUCCCCAGACCUUCUGUUAGCCCAAGACAGGAACCAUUCCCAAAGCCAACUCUUCAGACAGGGAUUGGACUGGACUAUAAGAUAGAAAAUGAUACUGGUGAGGAGUGGGCUUCUUGGAUCAAGUAGACACGUGAGACUUUGUGGGCAGCUCCUGUCUGGAGGUGAGGUGAGAAGGCAGAGAGGGACAGAAGCUGGCUGAAUGGACACGGAAAUUGUGGGUGGAGAGGAGUGUGCUGUCUCAUUAGGGGGAGAGCAACUAGGUGUAUAUAGCUAGGUGUAUAUGAAUUUUUGUAUGAGACUGACUUGAUUUGUAAACUUUCACUUAAAGCAUAAUAAAAAGUUAAAAAAAUCCCUAUUGUUUAGCCAUAUGUCUUGUAUUUUAUUAUAAAAAAAACUUAUCUUUUUCUUCAAAUAUAUUGGUGCCAAGUGUUUUAUCUUCAGUCUCACUAAUUCUGCCUUCCACUUCCUCAGUUUUCCUCUGACUUUCUAUUGAGUUGUCUAAUUCUGUAAUUUUAUUGUUAAUCUUCUGAAUUUGAUUACUCGCUCUCUAUGGAAUUGAUUUUGCAGCUUAUUAAAUUCUUCAACCACUUUAUCUGUGUGUUCCUUGGCUUGUUUUGCAUCUUGCCUGAUUUCAUUCCUGAUUUCUUGAAGAGUUCUAUAUAUUAAUCUUUUGUAUUCUGCAUCUAGUAAUUCCAGGAAGACACCUUCACCUGGAAGAUUCCUUGAUUCUUUGUUUUGAGAGCUUGUUGAAGCGAUCAUGGUCUGCUUUAUGUGAUUUGAUAUUGACUGUUGUCUCUGAGCCAUCUAUAAGUUAUUUAUUAGUUUAUUUUACUUUUGCUUACUGUAUCCUAGCUUCUUGCUUUGUUUUGUUUUGAUAUGCCCAAAUAGGCUGCUUGACUGAGCUAGCUUGAUUAUUUUCACCUUUGAAGCUCUAACAUCCUCUCACCAGAUGGCUAGAGUUAUCAGGUAUAUGAGCUUAGGAGUCCAUUCACUUUUCUUGUAUAGAUUCAGCUCAGGUGUCCAGGUAGUCAGUCAUCAAGUGUGUGGUACAGGUUCUGUCCUACAGUCUUAGAGGGGCAGGGGUGAUUGGUGUACGUACAGGUUAUCUGGUUGCAGCAAGGGGUCACGCUCUGAACAAGGCAAGGGGGCUGACAACCGUUCCCUGAGUGUCUGUGAGGAAAGCCUAUCUGUUCCCUAGAGCGCACAGGUGGGUGGGUUCUGCAGAUGAACCAGGGGCACCCAGUGUUUUGGGUUGUAAGGACUGGGAGGUACCACUUAUCCUCAGACCCUGUCGUGAGUGGCUACGUGAUGUGGGUGGAGCCACCAGUUCUUAGGCCCCUGAUGUGGGUAGGUGAGGACCCUGUUUCAUAGGCAAAGUGGUGUCAAACAUCAAAUACCCACCUCUCCGCCACACAGCUGAAACAGUUGCAGUCUGCGAAUGAGGGCCUAUUCUCCUGAAAUGGGUCCACACAGGUCCAUGCAGGGGUGAAAGAUAGUCAAAAUCUGUAGACCGUUUGUGCCUGGACAGGAGCCACUUCUGUCCUGAGCUCCCCGGCUUAGUGGAGCUGGCAGAUUAUCUUUUCCCCCAAUUGUGAAUUUAUUCGUUCUCCAAGGGUGGGAGAAUGGCUCAGGGCACGCAGCAGGACCUAUCUCAGGCCCAGGGAAAUCAACAGCCACUGAAGCCAGCUUGGGGCUGGGGGCACAGUAAAAUAAACACAAGUAGUUAAGCUUUUGCUGAGAGUGCCAUUCUUCUCUGGUUCCGGAGGUGUGAGUAGGGUGCGUGGCUCACUGUCUCUCCCUAAGGAAACCACAUCCAGAAUGCUACUGCCAGCCCCACUGUGGAUGCUCCAGGGAAUGGUGCCUGAGGGUUCCCAGUGAUUCAGGUCCAGCAACUCCUCUCCGCUUCUGAACCAUCUCUCCCACCCCCUGCCCCUCAGUCUGAUUUCCUAACUUUGCCUUUAAUGUUCAGGGCUCGUAGCUUGUCAUAUAUACACUUGUUUUUUCAGAUCUUUGUUGUAAGAGGGAUCACCAGAAGCAUCUGACUACCCUGCCAUCUUGGCCCCACCUCAAAAACCAUCUUAAAUGAUAGAAAAUACCCAUGAUAAUUGUGCUGACUGUCUUCCAUUUGCCCCUUCAGGUCUUCUCUCCUCCCUUCUUCACCUUGCUGGCCUCCAGGAGACUGACCCUCAAGGAUGCAUUUGGAUUCAGCCAAUGGGACACACCAGCAGGAGGAGGGUCCUAGGAGAAGAGAUAAGUCAGUGUACUUAUUCCCUUGGUUCCCUCUCUAGAGGUUGCUGUGAGUUGGCAGCCCUCUUCUUUCUGGGUUCCAUAACCGCCACCCCCUCCUUGUCCUUUCAGUUCUAGGUGUGGCAAUAUUUCCGCAUUGUUGCUAGCCCCUGUGUGCCUAACUGUCCUCUCUUGACUUCCUGGAGCACUGCCCAUACCUUUGUAAAAAUUCUCUUUAAUAAAACUCUCCUCAAAUUA
Loxodonta africana (African savanna elephant) is the source of this 8608-nucleotide messenger RNA. RefSeq names its product ZFP1 zinc finger protein (gene ZFP1). Lineage: Eukaryota; Metazoa; Chordata; Mammalia; Proboscidea; Elephantidae. Gene Ontology annotation, biological process: regulation of DNA-templated transcription. The record is from RefSeq and is a predicted model, not a curated record. The transcript is spliced from 6 exons. The coding region runs from base 157 to 450 and encodes 97 amino acids.